CAAUUUUUGAACCUUUUUUUUUGUGUUUUUAAACAACUCUACGUGUGCACUAUAAUGGUUCUGAGCAGCUGAUGAAAAUGUCAUUUGUCCUUUGGACGGAUUCGAAUGGCUCAAAAUGCAUAUCACUCAUUCAUACAGAUCAGGAGGCUCCUGCUGUGCUUUCUAGUGGGCACCAACACCAUCCAGUCACAAAGUCCAGUCAUUAUAAUAAUAAUUAUUAUUAUUUUUAUUUUUUAUUUAUGGACGCCUUUCCCAUUGGUUGGUGCAGAUUAAUGGCAAGUUUUGCCACCUUUAUACAUAUAUCUAACUUUGCCUGCGUGUGUGCGCGAGCCCGUGUUCAACUCGCGUCACCCCAUUCCGCCACACUCCCACCCAUCCUCCUUUUCACGCCUCUCUCCCUCCCCGUGGUCUCACUGAGAGAGAGAAAGGGAGAGAACGAAAAAAAGAGGGAGGAAUAGAGCGAGAGAAACCGCACUCUUGAUACACGACCACAGUCUCGCCCCGUCCGGUCCAAUGAAGCAGGUAGAGCGGUAGAACGCUCAGAAGCUACCGUCCCGUAUCCGUUGACCCUUGUCCGCGUCCCCGACUCCGUGUUCGACAUGGACAACUCCUAGCAAACAAACUGCAAACAGACGGCAAAGGAUCACCCACAUCGGAUUUUUGUAUCCCCCAGCGCAGCUUCUCACUUCCUCUCAGCGCUGACAUUUUGGAUGUAAAACAGAGGAAGAGAAAGUUCCACACGGAGAGUUUCCAGUUGGCGUACAGUAUGGUGAUCAGGCUGUGAAUAUCGUGCAGCUGAGAAAUCAGACCAAACUGACUCACAGGCUUCUGUGAGCCAGCGUCACGCAGGCUGCCAAGAGCAUGCUGUUGCCAAGCUGUCCCACCAUGCGCAGAGCCAGACCCUCACUUCUGCUGUGGCUGCUGCUGGUCCUGGUUCUGCUGCUCCACCUAACUGACGCUCAAACACCCCCAAAGUUUUUAAGAACCCCCAAUGACCAGACAGGUGUCCAAGGAGGAGUGGCCUCCUUCAUCUGCCAAGCCUCUGGGGAUCCACGGCCAAAAAUUGUGUGGAACAAGAAGGGGAAAAAAGUCAGCAACCAGAGAUUUGAGGUAGUGAUCGAGUUCGAUGACGGCUCUGGGUCUGUGCUAAGAAUUCAGCCGCUACGCACACCUCGAGAUGAAGCCAUAUAUGAAUGUGUCGCCUCUAACAGUGUUGGAGAGACGAGUGCCACGACCAGACUGACAGUUUUGCGUGAAGACCAGCUGCCCCCUGGGUUCCCCACCAUAGACAUGGGGCCACAGCUAAAAGUGGUGGAGCGAACGCGGACUGCCACCAUGCUCUGUGCUGCCAGUGGCAACCCCGACCCUGACAUCACCUGGUUUAAGGACUUUCUGCCCGUCAACACCACUAACAAUAAUGGUCGGAUCAAACAGCUCAGAUCAGGUGGUACACCAAUAAGAGGAGCCCUCCAGAUCGAACAAAGUGAAGAGUCAGACCAGGGCAAGUACGAGUGCGUUGCGACCAACAACGAUGGGACACGCUACUCUGCUCCAGCCAAUCUCUAUGUCAGAGAGCUUCGAGAAGUCCGCCGCGUCCCCCCACGAUUCUCCAUCCCACCGACAGACAAUGAAAUCAUGCCGGGAGGCAGCGUCAACAUCACAUGUGUGGCGGUAGGUUCGCCCAUGCCGUAUGUGAAGUGGAUGCUUGGUGCCGAGGACCUGACACCGGAGGAUGACAUGCCCAUCGGGCGGAAUGUUUUGGAGCUUACGGACGUUCGUCAGUCAGCCAACUACACAUGUGUGGCCAUGUCCACACUGGGGGUGAUAGAAGCAGUGGCACAGAUCACAGUUAAAGCUUUGCCCAAAGCCCCCGGCAUCCCUGUAGUGACAGAGCGCACUGCCACCAGCAUCACUUUGACGUGGGACUCUGGAAACCCGGAACCUGUUUCUUAUUACAUCAUCCAACACAAGUCCAAGUACUCAGACGACUUGUACAAGGAGAUUGACGGUGUGGCCACCACUCGUUACAGUGUCGGCGGCCUCAGCCCUUACUCGGACUAUGAGUUUCGCAUUCUGGCUGUCAACAAUAUCGGGAGAGGGCCGUCUAGUGAGAGCGUUGAGGCCAAAACAGCUGAACAAGCGCCCAGUACUGCACCGAGGCAGGUCCGCGGACACAUGAUGAGCACUACCACGGCUGUGAUCCACUGGGACGAACCAGAGGAGGCCAACGGUCAGAUUAUGGGCUACAGAGUCUACUACACCAUGGAGCCGACCCAGCAUGUUAACCUCUGGGAGAAGCAGAUCGUUCGUGGCUCCAACUUUGUCACCAUCCAGGGCCUGAUCCCUAAUAAAACCUACAACAUCAAGGUGUUGGCUUACACAUCAGUGGGUGAUGGGCCCCUCUCACCAGAUCUUCAAAUCAUUGCAAAAACUGGAGUUCCAUCUCAACCAACUGACUUUAGAGGAGAAGCCAAAUCAGAAACCAGUAUUUUGCUGUCGUGGGUUGCCCCAGCACAGACAGGCCAAGAAAAUCAAAUCACUGGUUAUGAACUAAUGUACAGGAAGAGAGAUGACAAGGAUGAAAAACAUGUCAGUUUUGAACCCACAACCACCUACUUUCUGAAGGACUUGAAGCCAUUUACCACCUACACUUUUCGACUGGCUGCCCGAAGCAAACAUGGGGUUGGAGCAUAUACCAAUGAGGUCUCUGCAGAGACGCCGCAAACACACCCCUCCGGACCCCCACAGGAGGUGAGGUGCUUUAGUCCCAGCUCUACCAGUCUGCUGGUAAGUUGGCAGCCACCGACCAUGGAAGUCCAAAAUGGGUUAAUUACCAAAUAUACCAUCCAAUACGUUGCCACUGAAGGAGAGGAUGUCACCACUCAUCAAAUCGCCAGUGUCCCACCAGAAAGCUCACAGUACCUUUUGGAGAACUUGGAAAAGUGGACAGAGUACCACGUGACAGUCACAGCUCACACAGAAGUUGGAGCCGGACCAGAGAGUCUGCCGCUGUUGGUCCGCACGGAGGAGGAUGUGCCCAGUGGGCCACCUCGUAAAGUUGAGGUGGAGGCUGUCAACUCUUCAUCAAUUAAAGUGAUCUGGCGCUCGCCGAUGCCCACCAAGCAGCAUGGUCAGAUCCGAGGGUACCAGGUGCAUUAUGUCAGAAUGGUAAAUGGGGAGCCCACGGGACAGCCAGUCAUCAAGGACAUCUUGAUGGACGAUGCCCAGUGGGAGUUUGAUGAUACAACUGACCAUGAAAUGAUCAUAACAGAACUUCAGGCUGAAACCACGUAUUCCGUCACUGUGGCUGCAUACACAACUAAAGGCGAUGGUGCACGCAGUAAACCGAAACUCAUCACUACCACUGGUGCAGUCCCUGAAAAACCUCGCCUGAUGGUCAGUCCCACCAACAUGGGCACGGCUCUCCUCCAGUGGCAUCCCCCAGCAGUAACCCAUGGGCCACUGCAAGGCUAUCGGCUCCGCUUCGGUCGCAAAGACUUGGAUCCGCUAACCGUCAUUGAGUUUCCUGAGAGAGAGAACCACUAUACCACAAAGGAGAUCCACAAGGGUGCUUCAUAUACUUUUCGCCUCUCUGCUCGCAACAAGGUGGGAUUUGGUGAGGAGACUGUCAAAGAGAUCACCACAAAUGAAGAUGUACCGAGUGGCUACCCUCAGAGUAUUACAGCAGAAGGAGCCACCACCACCACCACUCGGGUCAACUGGGAACCAGUCAUCCUAGCAGAGCGAAAUGGGCAAAUAGUAAAAUAUGCUCUACAGUAUAAGGACAUUAACAGUCCACGCAGCCCUUCGGAACUGUUCAUUACGGCCCCAGAGUCCACAGUCAUCUUGGAUGGUCUCAAAGCAGAAACCACUUAUGAUAUUAAAAUGUGUGCUUUCACCAGCAAGGGUUCUGGCCCAUAUAGUCCAAGUGUCCAAUUCAGGACACAGCCUUUGGAUCAAGCAGUGUUUGCAAAGAAUUUCCAUGUGAGAGCUGCCAUGAAGACCUCAGUGCUACUGACGUGGGAAAUCCCAGACACAUACAACGCUGCACAGCCUUUUACAAUCCUCUAUGACAAAGGUCAGAGUGUGGAGGUGGAUGGGAAGCUAACACAGAAGCUCAUCACUGGUCUUCAGCCUGAGACGCAGUACUCUUUUCUUCUGACCAACCGGGGGAACAGUGCAGGAGGCUUGCAACACCGUGUUUCGACUAUGACGGCACCAGACAUCCUUCGCACCAAACCUUACCUCAUUAGAAAGACCAAUUCUGAUGGAAUGGCAACAGUAGCGCUGCCCUUGGUUCAGACAUCAGGGACAGUAUGGGGUUACUACAUUGUGGUGGUACCACUGAAGAAGCAGCAGACUGGGAAGUUUUUCAAACCUUGGGACAACCCUGAUGAAAUGAACCUAGAAGAACUACUGAAGGAAAUCAAUCAAACCAGACAAAGUUUUCGUGUCAGACGACAGGCUGAACCUAAACCGUACAUCGCUGCCUACUUCAAGGAGCUGCCAAAAGAUUUCACUUUGGGUGAUGGAAAAGUCUAUGGAGAGUUUGAGAACAGGCAACUGCAGAACAGCCAGGAGUACAUCUUCUUUGUGCUUGCAGCAAUGGAGAUGUCUGAAAAUAUCAUGUAUGCCACCAGCCCGUACUCAGACCCUGUGGUUUCAGCAGAUAUUGACCCCCAACCAAUCAUCGACGAAGAGGAAGGCCUUAUCUGGGUGGUGGGCCCGGUGCUAGCAGUGCUCUUCAUCAUAUGCAUCGUCAUUGCAAUCCUGCUCUACAAAAGCAGCAAACCAGACAGAAAACGAGCUGAAUCUGAUGCACGGAAAAGCAGUUUGCCCAACAGCAAGGAAAUGCUGCUGCACAACCUGACCGAUCCCGUCGAACUUAGACGUCUCAACUUCCAAACACCGGGAACAAGUACGCCCAGUCACACCAGUAACCUUCAUAUGUCAAGUAUGGCAAAUCAUCCCCCAAUCCCCAUCAUGGAUCUGGCGGAUCAUCUGGAGCGCUUGAAAGCCAACGACAACCUUAAAUUCUCCCAGGAAUAUGAGUCCAUUGAUCCAGGCCAGCAGUUCACUUGGGAGCACUCAAAUCUGGAGGUCAAUAAACCGAAGAACAGAUAUGCUAAUGUUAUUGCGUAUGACCAUUCCAGAGUCCUGCUUACUGCUGUAGAUGGAAUACCUGGGAGUGACUACAUCAAUGCAAACUACAUUGAUGGCUACCGGAAGCAAAAUGCCUACAUUGCCACUCAAGGUGCCCUUCCUGAAACAUUUGGUGAAUUUUGGAGAAUGAUCUGGGAACAGAGGAGUUCGAUAAUUGUCAUGAUGACAAAACUGGAGGAAAGAUCCCGGGUGAAGUGCGACCAGUAUUGGCCGACAAGAGGCACAGAGACGUACGGCCUCAUCCAAGUGACAUUACUGGAUACAGUAGAGCUGGCUACAUACUGUGUCCGAACCUUUGCACUUUAUAAAAAUGGUUCCAGCGAGAAAAGAGAAGUAAGGCAGUUUCAGUUCACAGCCUGGCCUGACCACGGGGUACCAGAGCACCCCACACCAUUCCUCGCAUUUCUGCGACGGGUGAAAGCAUGCAAUCCUCCGGAUGCCGGGCCCAUGGUGGUACACUGCAGUGCUGGGGUGGGGCGCACUGGUUGUUUUAUUGUAAUUGAUGCCAUGAUGGAACGCAUCAAACAUGAGAAGACAGUGGACAUCUACGGCCAUGUAACGCUCAUGCGUGCUCAGCGUAACUACAUGGUGCAAACAGAGGAUCAGUAUACCUUCACUCAUGAUGCACUACAGGAAGCUGUCAACUGCGGCACCACAGAAGUACCCGCCCGAAACCUCUAUGCCUAUAUCCAGAAACUGACGCAGAUAGAAGGUGGAGAGAAUGUCACAGGCAUGGAAUUGGAGUUCAAGCGUUUAGCAAACACUAAAGCCCACACAUCACGAUUCAUCAGUGCCAACCUUCCCUGCAACAAGUUCAAGAACCGCCUUGUCAACAUAAUGCCAUAUGAAUCCACAAGAGUUUGUCUUCAGCCAAUCCGUGGAGUUGAAGGCUCAGACUACAUCAAUGCCAGUUUCAUAGAUGGCUAUAGGCAACAGAAGGCCUACAUCGCCACACAGGGCCCACUGGCAGAAACUACUGAGGACUUCUGGAGAAUGCUUUGGGAGCACAACUCCACCAUUGUUGUCAUGCUCACCAAGCUCAGAGAAAUGGGCAGGGAAAAAUGCCACCAAUACUGGCCAGCAGAAAGGUCAGCCAGAUACCAGUACUUUGUGGUGGACCCCAUGGCUGAGUACAACAUGCCGCAGUACAUCUUACGAGAGUUUAAAGUAACUGAUGCGCGGGAUGGACAGUCUCGGACAGUCCGGCAGUUCCAGUUCACGGAUUGGCCAGAGCAAGGAGUGCCAAAGUCUGGAGAGGGUUUCAUCGACUUUAUUGGUCAAGUUCAUAAAACGAAAGAGCAGUUUGGCCAAGAUGGACCUAUCUCAGUCCACUGUAGCGCGGGAGUAGGGAGAACAGGAGUUUUCAUCACACUCAGCAUCGUCUUGGAGAGAAUGAGAUAUGAAGGCGUUGUAGACAUCUUUCAGACGGUAAAAAUGUUGCGGACGCAAAGACCGGCAAUGGUACAGACUGAGGAUCAAUACCAGUUCUGUUACAGAGCUGGUCUGGAGUACCUGGGAAGCUUUGAUCACUAUGCAACGUAAAAUUCUGGCGUGGAAGUAAGCAGAAGUGGUGGGCUGUUUGGAUGGAAAACCCAGUGCGCCUCUCUACUGAGCCAUAAAUUACUGCUUGAGAAAGGACUCAUCCCAGACAUGUUCAUAAGUGUUGAAUGUGUGACAUACGUUGUCCAAAAAAUAUAAAAAAUAAUAAGAAUAUAAUUCCCAGAGGACCAACUAUUUCCUGACCCUGAAAAAGAACUUGACGGAGGGCAGUUGAAUCUGGACUGUUGCAGCAUCUCUGGUGCUUCGAGUAUUCUCUCGAUUAACUCAGUGAAACCAACACAAAACGUCCAUGACAGCAUUCGAGAUGCAACCGUGAUUAUGAGCCAUUACCAGUGGCAGUGGCAUUGGAGGCACAGGAUGACGACAGAGUGGCAUGAGGGACAUGAUGCACAAUGUAACAACUCCAUCAGAUCCUCAACCACAGUUAAAAAAUAUAAUGCUGCUGGGUCCAGGUCAGCAGUAUGGACUACUUAUAGUAAUAAGGAAUAAAGAACCAUUUCUCUCACUGAUCUUCAUCAAAUUAUGGAAACAGGGACAGUAAAUAUAUUUAAAAACUGAAAUAUUAAUUUAGUUUUUUCGUACUUUGUUAAAUAGCUGUUUUUUUAUCUUGUGACUCUUUUUUUUUUUUAUAAAUCACUUGUGUUGUAAGUGAUUAAAAACAAACUUUUUUUGUGUUAUCGUCAAUUUCGUCUGAUAUAUAUAUAUUUUUUUAAUCGUAAUUUCCCCCCAUCUUCUGUUACAUGUCGAAAUAGAAAAUUUGAAUUCUAUAUAGAAAUUAUAUUUUAACUUUUGCAACUAUUUUCAAUCAAUCUCCCACUCACUACUGGGGGUUGUGGAAUCAACAGGAAUGAGUAAAGUAUGAAGGUGCUGCUACCGAUUAUAUCAGUUCUUCCGUGUCAGAAUGAUGAGUUGGUUAAUAUAUGGUAUAUAUAUUUAUAUAUAUUGUGGUGGGACUACGAACUGCGAACUAUGAUUAAUUAAUAACAACAUUAUUAACCUUAAUUAAUUACAAUUAAAAAAUAAUUUAACGUAUUUUAAUUUCAUUUAACAGUUUGCUCUCCAGACAACACAGAACCUUUGUCAGUGCAUGUUUCUGGUCCACUGAUCACAGUGAUGCACAAGACACGUCACUGCUAGGAUGAUAACAACAACAAACAUGGAGGAAUCCCUGAAGAAAAGCAAACAAAAGCAGUCUGUUUGCUUUUGUUCAGGGAUGUUUUUCACUACACAAUGGCCAGGGUUUCCACUACUCUGAAUGUACUUGAAAUUCUUAUAAAAUUCAAAUUCUUAUACAAAUAUUUUCAAGACAUUAGAGCUUUAGUUUAUAUAGCCACCAUUGUGAUUUAUCGUACAAUAUUGUGCUUAUACCAUUAAACUGCGAUUAUUAUUAAAUCUUUUUUUAAUCGAAUCCCACCCCUAAAAUAUAUAUAUAUAUAUAUAUAUAUAUAUAUAUAUAUAUAUCUAUAUACCCACACUCACAUUGAUCUUUGUGUCAACAGAAUUCAGAACUCUACAUACUAUAACAUGGAAAGUGUGCUGUGGGGAAAUGAAUUGAUUCUUCACUGGAAUGCACAUCAGUUGGACAAACUUGUAUUCUGAAUCUGUGUCUCUUCUUGUGCAAUAAAUAAGUUUUUAGAUAGUGGGUUUUAUUAUGUGGAUGUGUGUUCACUCCCAUGGUUGUCAUUUCUCCUUUGGGGAAAUGGUGCAAUGCUGUGAACAGGAGGUCUCACAGUUGCACUCAGUGCUAUUCAUGAUUGAAGAAAGUAUAAAGACAUCACUGUUCUGUGGUUGUUUUCUCUUCAUUUCACAUUUAGAGUGCCUUAUAUUUCUGCCUGUUUUUAUAAUGUUCAUUUGAUGUAUUCAAAUGUUGAAGCAGUUGGUGAAAACUUUUCCAUUUCACAUUUACCUUAACACAUGAUGAGAUCAUAUAUGCAAAUAACACAAUUUUUCAAACUCUUGUAUUUCAUUUUCAGUGGCCUUAUUGUGGCUGAGGACGCUAGAAUCAACCCAUUGCAUCAAAGGCUAUGCUCAUUUGUAAUGAGAAACCGUACAUACCAUUCAUGAGCUUCUUCACUGAUUCUGAUUUUACUAUACAGUGGACCAUAAUUGAGAUUCCAAUAAAUCCAUGCUUCAUUAGCCUUGAAUUCCAGAUAACGUCACUAUGGACAAAUUGCAAAAACCCAAACCAAAAGGAAUAAAAAAAGAGAAAGAAAAAUGAUCAGACACUCUUGACAUCAGCGGUGUGUCCAACAGGUAUGAUGAUCUGCUUCUGUGACGUUUCAGUCUUUGUGUCUCCUCGGUGGCUUUGUUGGAUGUGCAUUCCAGGGGUUUUCUUUCCCUUAAACUCGUGAAUGCUGGUCUCUACUCUUACAGAUAUGUCCACUUUUAUGUCUAGAAUCACAUUAGCAUAGAAAAUAUGCCUUGUUGUUAUUAUUAUUGUUGUUAUUUUAUAUAUAUUUUUUAUUUUUAUUUUUAUUUUGAAAGUGAACACAUGGCAACUUAUAGAGGCACAUGGAAAAUGCUACAUGUCUUCUUCGACUUAGAUCUAGGGUUUGGAGACACCACAAUGGUCACACGUGUCAUGGCACAUCUUCAUCCGGCUAAAAACUUUCCACACUGCUUUUAAGAGAUGAUUUGAAAGCAUUAGGGAUGACAAUGAGCAACAACAAGUUGAAGGCUCAAUUAUUACAUAUCCUUCAAUAAUAAUACUUGUUUGUGUGCAGCAAUAUUUGUUUGAAUAAUUAAUGUGUACUGUAGCACAAAAAUGAGCUGAGGUAUUUGGACAGCUGCAAUUGACGCAAAAAGUGAUUUGACUAAACUACACUUGUUGUCUGGCAGGUUACAUAUUCUUGUGUUGCAACAUUCUCCAUCAACUUGGAGCCAAGGGCAAUUGCUAAAUGCUAGGGUUAGCACCUCACAUCACUGGGAUUUGAUACAUAUUUCAGAACUGUAAUAAGAGUGUCUGUGAGACUACUAUGGACAUUUUCAUAAAAUGCCCACCUGAUAUACACAUUCAUGUUUUGCUUUAAUUAUGAAAUAAAAUUGAUCUAAUAUUUAUCUGAACUGUACCUCAUCUUACAAUUCUGUCCAACUUUACAACAGGAUAUUUACUUGUCUGCAAAGCUUUGCUCAACUUUGGUUGUCAUUUCCAGGUACAAGGUGAAUCAUUGCGGGAGGGCUGUUGCCAGCCCGGUAGAAAGAUUUGCACUUUCUCUGUCUUUGUACUAUGCACUGCCCUAUUGAUUCUCAACCCAAUAAUCUAUGACUUGAAUUUAUUCAUAAAAGUAUCCUUAUUUGUUCAAUCUCUGUGUAUGUAAAUAAUAAAGAAAAAAUAUUCAAAAGCCCAAAAAAAAAAAAAAAAAAAAAGUGGCAAAAAAGAGCAUCAGUUCCGGUGCCAUGCCAAAAGCAGCAAAUGAUGUCCCCUAUCAUUUGCUCCUGUGGCUUCGCCAUUCAAGCUUGGAGUGUCAUUAACAGAAAUAAACGUUGUGUUCUCUGCUCUCUAUCUAUCUAUCGUCUGGAUGCAUAGACUGAAAAAUAAAUUACAAAAUUGUAAAAGAAAAAAAGGCUUGUUAAAAGGAUUACAAUUACCUCUGAUUAGUUCUUAGUGUAAAACAAAUGUUUCUUUACCUGAAUAAAAGAAGUGCUUUUUAUUUUCUUACCUCGGUUCCAUUGAUGGCAAAAGUCGUCUGUAUGAAAAUUGGUUCUUUGCUGACAAAAGUUCCAUUUGUUAUAAAUGAAUUGUAUUAAAAAAUGUCAGUGUUUCA
Molecule: messenger RNA, 10487 nt
Organism: Synchiropus splendidus (mandarinfish)
Lineage: Eukaryota; Metazoa; Chordata; Actinopteri; Syngnathiformes; Callionymidae
Product: receptor-type tyrosine-protein phosphatase delta-like
Exons: 37
Coding region: 862-6705 (1947 amino acids)
Biological process (GO): peptidyl-tyrosine dephosphorylation; synaptic membrane adhesion
Molecular function (GO): protein binding; protein tyrosine phosphatase activity
Source: RefSeq, a predicted model, not a curated record